AUGAUACACAUCUUAGUUGAGGAUCCCGUAGACACUCAGAAAACUGAUGAUGCUAAUAAGACAUUUAUUUCUGCUAACAAGACAACCACUGUUACUAAUAAGACCUCGAUCUUCCCUCAAACACAUUAUUAUCAAGAACCAUUUAAACACAUACAAUCAAACUCGACGAUGCGACAACACAAUAUAACAAUAGUUACUGGUGCGAGUAAUAAUCAUUUCUGUGCGGUAAAAAGUUUACUUUAUCGCAUUAAUAAAGAGGUAGAUGGCCUGAAUGUACGGAUUGUGGUCUACGAUCUGGGGUUUACUAAAUCGCAGAAAGCUGCAUUCAAUCGUUUACUUAAUCUAAGUUACAUAUCAGAAUUACGAACAUUUAAUUUUUCGGCGUAUCCAUCUUUCUGGAAUAUUGAAGAAAACCGUGGUGAAUAUGCCUGGAAAGUUGGAAUAAUCGCGGAGGUUGCACGAGAUUACUCAGGAACUAAGUUAGUUUGGUUAGAUGCGGGUUCUUUUAUAAAACGAAAAUUCUUUUUACAAUUACCAUCUUUAAUGAAGAAGUUUAAUGGAUUUGUUUCACCCAAUUCUCCGGGGAGAAUGGAAAAUUGGACACAUUCCGGUGUUUAUAAAUAUUUCGGUGAUGGUCAUUCGAAAUAUGAUCAGUUGAAAAACUGCAAUGCAGCAUCGGUUGCAUUUGACACAAAAAAAAGAAAGGAAUUAAUAGAUGAUUGGUAUAUAUGCGCAUUAAACAAGGAUUGCAUAGCACCCCCGGGGAGCAGCCGAAAGAAUCAUCGCCAAGAUCAAGCUUUACUUACCUAUCUCGCGGCAAGAAAAGGACUUUACUGUAACAAAUCAAGAAGAACAUUUGGGAUUACGAUUCAUAUGGAUAAAAAGUGUAAAAAAUAUAAUGCAAAAUACGAAAAACAGCAUGGAUUAAUUAUUUAG
Acaulospora morrowiae is the source of this 936-nucleotide messenger RNA. NCBI's taxonomy places the organism in Eukaryota, Fungi, Glomeromycota, Glomeromycetes, Diversisporales, Acaulosporaceae. The record is from the annotation of a GenBank genome assembly.